This is a messenger RNA of Prorocentrum cordatum, 671 nucleotides long. Lineage: Eukaryota; Dinophyceae; Prorocentrales; Prorocentraceae. The record is from the annotation of a GenBank genome assembly.
CGAUCCUUGGCCUCUGGUUUUGCCAUGGAUUCUUUUCCUGCGGGCAGCCCGCCCCCCUCUCGGCCUCUGCUUCUCCUCCGUCACUGCCUCGGCCUCCCCACGUCCCUCGUCAUCGCCUUCGGCGCCUACGCAGCCGUUUGGACUCCAGCCAUUUUGAGUCAAGGGGCUCGGUCGGCACAGCCCGCCAGUCGCCCCCUCCCCGGCCGUGCACGGCGAUCGGUGGCGAGGGAUGACGCUGAAGUACCCGGCGGCGUACCUGAUGUGCGUGCUGGCGGGCAAGGAGGCCCCCACGGCGGCGGACAUCCAGAAGGUGCUGGAGUCCGUGGAGUCCGAGUACGACGGCGAGGUCGCCGGGAAGCUCGUGUCGGAGCUCGAGGGCAAGACGAUCUUCGAGAUCAUCAAGGACGGCAAGGAGAAGCUGAAGGGCUUCGGCGGCGGCGGGGGGGGCGGCGCCCCGGCGGCAGGCGGCGGUGGCGGCGGCGGGGGAGGCGGCGAGGCGGCCGCCGUGAAGGAGGAGAAGAAGGUCGAGGAGGAGGAGGAGGAGGAGGACGUGGACUUCGACCUCUUCGGCUGAGCGGGGCGCCUUCGGCAAGCCCACCCCCCUGCCGGCCACCUCGCCCUCUCCGCGCGCCGCUGCGCUUGCCGCGGCCUCCUGCCCCUCCCGAACAAAA